AUGGCUUCCUAUCGAAUCCAGCAGUUCUCCAGGCAUCUAAGCGCCAACCGACCUGCCAAGCACCCACUUGAUCCCCUUGAUGCGUACGAGAUCGAAAACGUCGUAUCCAUCGUCCGCUCGCAGAAAGGCAAUGCCCAUUUCAACACCGUCACUCUCCACGAACCGCGGAAGCAAGACAUGCUGAAAUGGCUAGCCGAGCCGGCCACCGCCCCUGUACCAACGCGAGUCGCCGACGUAGUUGCCGUCGACAGAUCUGGACAGGCCUACGAUGUUUUGGUUGAUCUCGACCGAGGAAUAAUCACCAAAUGGGAAGCCCUUGACGGUGUGCAGCCGAUGAUCAUACUUGAGGAGAUGAUCAACGUGGAGCACAUCCUACGCAAAGACCCCAAGGUCAUCGAGCAGUGUAGGAUUAUCGGUAUCGCACCCGAAGAUAUGGACAAGGUCUACUGCGACCCAUGGACCAUUACGCACGAUGAAAAGUACGGCACCAAAGUCCGCGCGCAGCAAGCUCUGCUCUAUUAUCGUCCCCAUGUCGACGACAGCCAAUACAGCUUUCCACUCGACUUCUACCCCGUUUUUGACGUGGCCAAAAAAGAGGUCAUCGAUAUAGAUAUCCCACCUGUCCGACGCCCCUUGAGCCUUGCCAAGCCCAACAACUACCAUAUACCAGACAUUGAGAAGGAGGGAGGAUUCCGCACGGAUCUGAAGCCUAUCAAUAUCACGCAGCCAGAAGGAGUCUCUUUCACUAUGCAAAACCGCGUCAUCCGCUGGCAGAAUUGGUCUAUUCAUGUGGGCUUUAAUUAUCGUGAGGGCAUCGUGCUCAACGAUAUCAACUUCUUCGAUAAGUUUGAGGGGAAACCCCGGCCUCUGUUCUAUCGCCUUUCGCUAGCCGAGAUGGUUGUACCUUACGGGAAUCCAGAUCACCCCCAUCAUCGAAAGCAUGCCUUCGACAUCGGCGAGUAUGGUGCCGGAAAUAUGACCAAUUCCUUAGCGCUCGGAUGUGAUUGUAAGGGAGCUAUUCACUACAUGGAUGCUCACCUCCCGACCCAAGCUGGUGGUGUUCGAACCAUCAAGAACGCCAUAUGCAUCCACGAAGAGGAUGCCGGCAUCCUGUUCAAGCACACCGACUUUCGAGAUGAUAGCACCAUAGUCACUCGCGGUAGAAAACUUCUCAUCUCACAUAUUUUCACCGCCGCGAACUACGAAUACUGCAUUUACUGGGUGUUUCAUCAGGAUGGCACCAUCCAACUCGAGAUCAAGCUUACAGGCAUUCUCAACACGGCCAGCAUCAACCCCGGCGACGAUACAGAGGGAUACGGAACCGAAGUGUACACCGGUGUGAAUGCGCAUAAUCACCAACAUCUAUUCUGCCUGCGCGUGGAUCCUAAUCUGGAUGGCCAGGAUAACACCGUCUUCCAGGUGGACGUCGCACGAUCUCCGCACUCCGUUGGUUCAGAAAAGAACAAGCAUGGGAAUGCCUUCUUCGCAGCCAAGACAAAGUAUAAGACGGUGGGCGAGGCUCAAGCAGACUACGACAGCUCGACCAGCAGGACUUGGGACAUCUCCAACGAGGCCAAGGCUAACAAGUACAGUCAAAAGCCUGUUUCGUACAAGCUAGUGAGUAGAGAGGUCGCUCCACUUAUGGCCGCCGAGGGCGGCCUGGUGUGGAACAGGGCCGGGUUUGCGCGUCAUGCGGUCCAUGUUACCAAAUACAAAGAUGAUCAACUUUACCCCGCGGGCCGUCAUGUCACCCAGACUUCAGGCAUCCCGUCCAAGGGUAUUCCCGAAUGGAUCAUGCAGAACCCCGAUGAGAAUAUCGCCAACACGGAUAUUGUGCUCUGGCAUACCUUUGGGAUCACACACUUCCCUGCGCCCGAAGACUAUCCUGUCAUGCCAGCCGAGCCGAUCACUCUGCUGCUGCGGCCGAGGAACUUCUUUGAGAGGAAUCCUUGCAUGGAUAUUCCCCCCUCCUAUGCCAUCACGCCGAGCCAGGUUCAGCAAGGAAAGGAUGGUUGUCAUUGUGCGCCCAGCAAAGAGAGUGUCAAUGUGUGA
Molecule: messenger RNA, 2052 nt
Organism: Verticillium alfalfae VaMs.102
Lineage: Eukaryota; Fungi; Ascomycota; Sordariomycetes; Glomerellales; Plectosphaerellaceae
Product: peroxisomal copper amine oxidase
Exons: 3
Coding region: 1-2052 (683 amino acids)
Biological process (GO): amine metabolic process
Molecular function (GO): primary methylamine oxidase activity; quinone binding; copper ion binding
Source: RefSeq, a predicted model, not a curated record